AUGAGUCGGUAUCAAGAGAAGGUGCUCAAUGAAGCACACCUUCGGGACAAAGCAGCCAGGGAUAAGUUGCUCUCGACUCCUUUGCUGAUGCCGACUUCGCCACUGAUUACACCUCCUUCUGUUUCGAAGGAGUCGCGCGACGACUUUGUUCAAAGGUUCAACCUGAAGGCCCAGGACGCAGACCACACGAGGAGAUUUGAGCGCUUUUUGAACCUCUACAACAUCACCAAAGAGCAUUAUAGAAAGUAUGAGAGAUCAGCAACGGAUAUUUCAAGUCACAGCCGGAAAUACAAUAUGUUUCCGGACAGCGAUGACGAAUACGAAGAGAGUGCUGAUGAAGACCGUGAAAUAUGGGAUGAACCUGAGGACGAAUACGCAGUCAAUGACAGUGGUCCAUCAUUCAAAGUUCACGGAGAGUACAUGUGCACCGAUUUGGACAACUUUUACGAUAGCGACAGUGCCAAAUUGGAGGAUGAGAUUGCGGUUUUGCAGAAUGACGAUUCUGAUUUUUACUAUAGGAGGAUGGCAAAAGUGAGCAUUUCUGGUGAGCAGGAAGAAGAUGAUAUUGUCAAGCGUCAGAGUUCAGACCUUGUUGGCAUACCGUCUUGCCAAUACCUUCCAGUUGACUCUUCAGAGUCAUUUUUUGAGUGGGAAAGCCAUUCUCCCACAGACCGCAAGGAGAUUUUCGAAAAUCUUGGAAUUUACAACCCGAUAAACGAAAAGUACUUAGAACAGAAUGAAACAGGUGCAUUUGCGUUCUCCGCGAUGCAUUCCAUGAAGUUUCGAGAUAGUCUGAAGAUGUCGUUUCAUUCCCAGUUCCGAUCAGAGGUGUUCGGUGAGAAUUACAGAAGUAACGUCAUUGCUUACUCACCUGAUAAUCGAGCUUUGUAUGUUGGAGAUCGAAAUUGUAUCAAGGUUUGGCAGUUUGGAACUUUGAAUCGAAAGGAGUCGUUCAAAACAAUUCGGUUUGAAUAUGGUGGAAUGCUUCCAGAAGCCUCAAUGACCGCUCCUUAUGAUGCUCGUACCAUUAACUUUCUCAAAAUUUCCCAACUAAACGGCAAAGAGGUGCUCAUAGCCGCAAUUGACGAAGGAAGGGUAAUGAUAUGGAAUACUGGUGAUCUUGAUUACACAUCUGACCAGAACAGAGCCUACGAGCUCCAGCUCAGUUCCUCGGUCUGGGGAUUGGACGUUUAUCCUGAAUACGACUUACUGGUUGUUUCUGAUAACUCCCAAACAGUGACCUUGGUAUACGUUGAUGUGGCGAAUAAGCGGCUGCAUGCUGUCAGCUCAGCACCACUUCUUUAUAAUGUCCCCUCAGUGUGUUUUGUGAAAAACUCACCCAAGAAGAAGACCGAAGGAGGCUGGAACGUUCUUGAAGUGGAAGUUGCGGUAGCUUCCAUCAGUAGUGAGGUUGUGGUGUUAAAGUUCAGAAUAAGGCAAAAGGUCGAGCCCGAGAACUCAUUCCUGAAUGACUGUCGCAAUGGAAACUUGGAAACACUCACAUGGGUCCAUCGUGCAUUACAAAACCACCCUGAGCACAUAUCCAAUAAUGUCAUUCUUGACCCGCCCCAUGCCGUUGCAAGGUCUUUGCUUUCCGAGGACGCUUGGACCAUUUCGCACGUCAAUUUAUCCGCCUUCAAAAAGGUCAUAUCAUUGCCUGCGAUGACAGGAAAUCAAUUUCUUCAUCAAGCGUCGCACCUCAAAAAAAUCUCUCUGGCGAGCAAGUUCCUGGAUGUGGAAUCGGACCCGUGUAUUUCAGGCCAUUUGGGAAUUGGAGCCACUUUGGCACAUUUUGACAUUCCCUGUGCGCAUACAGUUCCGGAUGGAGGAGUGAAAAUCCGCUCAAACCUGGCAAGCUCACCGAAUGCAGAGGAAGGUAUCAUGAACAUAUCGGAUGCGUAUAGGAGAAGACGGAAGUUGUUCGACACCUACUACGUGAGAAUUCAAAGGGCCAGAGAGAAGUCUCACCUAUCCAGCAACGGAAAGCUCUACUGGGGAAUUGAUCCAGAUACAAGUUUGGAUGAUGGCGGGUUCCUUCUAGUGACAACCACAACACGAGUAGCGUUGCUACGAAAGAAUAGACUCGUUUGCAAUGCUUCUAGCGGAGAGAUUUUUCCUUACAUGCCUGACAAUCCGGGCCAUUCUAACCGGAUCUCUAUGAGUCUUGUGAUCCCCGAGCUCUCAGCAUUUGUGGUGGGCACAGAGAAGGGUCAGUUGGCGAUACUGAGACUGACGCAAUAUAGAGGCUGCUAUGGUUUCAGACAUGAGUAUGUGUUUCCGGGACCUCGGAUGGCGGUGCCAAUCUCGAGCCGGAUGCAUGUUACGUUAUUGGGAUUUUCUGCUGUGCAACUGGAUGAAAGUGAGCUUAGGUAUCUGCUGACUGUGAUUUACACAGACGGGAGAGUUUUAGAGUACGAGAUCAUGAAUGACGAACUGGCACGACUACGGGUCCACAUCACAUGA
Kuraishia capsulata CBS 1993 is the source of this 2463-nucleotide messenger RNA. RefSeq lists its product as uncharacterized. Gene Ontology annotation, molecular function: protein binding. Lineage: Eukaryota; Fungi; Ascomycota; Pichiomycetes; Pichiales; Pichiaceae. Bases 1 to 2463 code for a protein of 820 amino acids. The record is from RefSeq and is a predicted model, not a curated record. The transcript has a single exon.